Messenger RNA from Lathyrus oleraceus (garden pea), 804 nucleotides. RefSeq lists its product as uncharacterized. The transcript has a single exon. NCBI's taxonomy places the organism in Eukaryota, Viridiplantae, Streptophyta, Magnoliopsida, Fabales, Fabaceae. The record is from RefSeq and is a predicted model, not a curated record. The coding region runs from base 1 to 804 and encodes 267 amino acids.
AUGAGGAGUGUAUUAGAAAGUGAUAAUAAAGUGCUUUCUGGAGGUCAGAAUGACAAUUUGGAGAGGUAUGCACCACAGUGGGAAUCCAAGAACCUCAUGGCCGUGAGCGUUGCAAUCCAGGAUUGGCUAACUUCAAGGCUUGCGUUGGAGUUGAUGAGGCAAGGGGCAAUGCUGACUGUCUUGAGUGCACUUUUAACUGCAUUGGCUUGGCCAGCUGCAUUACGUUCAGCUACUGAUUUCAUAGACAGCAUGUGGUCGAUUGCUAUUGACAGACCAGACAAGGCAGGGAUACUGCUUUCUGAAGUAUUAUUAGGAGGAGUUCAAGGAAAUAGACCUGUGACACUUAUAGGUUACUCACUUGGAGCAAGAGUUAUUUUCAAAUGUUUAGAAUGUUUGGCUGAAACAGAAAACCACGCUGAACUUGUGGAAAGAGUUGUCCUUCUUGGAGCACCCAUUGCAAUAAAAUAUGUGAAUUGGGAAGCUGCUAGAAAGAUCGUAGUAGGAAGGUUUAUAAAUGCUUAUUCCAGGACUGACUGGAUGCUUGGAGUGGCUUUCCGUGCCAGCCUACUUUCUCAAGGUUUAGCUGGGAUCCAAAAUGUUGACGUUACCGAUCACAUUGAAGGUCACUCUUCUUAUUUGUGGACUACACAACAUACCUUGGAGGAACUUGCACUGGAAACUUAUUAUCCUGCUUAUAACAGCAUUCUUCCUAAAGAGCAAACCCAUCCCAAUUUCACCGUUUCUUUUCUGAAUAUAAGGAACAUAACUAGAAUCAGCAUCAUUAAUCAAGUGCAAAAUAACUAA